GAAAACUAAAACCGUCAAUAAAAUCCAGAAGCUUUGAGUUUCUCGUUUGAGUUCGUCAACAAAAUUAAUUAAGAGGAGCAUAUUUUUGAAGUAAUAAUUAGUAAUAAUAAUAUAUAAAAAUAGAAAACCCAAAUUCCCUUUAUGUGUGUGUAUUUUUCAGAAGAAAAGGUGGCGAAAAGAAGCAAAAGAAAUGGGGACGAAGAGAGUAUUAUUAAUAAUACUAGCAUUGACGAAGAAGGUAUGAAUAUUAUGAUGAGAGAGAUUUUGAGCCCAAUUAUACCGGGUUUUAGCAGAGAGCAAGAAAUGCAUGAGAUGGUUUCUGCUCUUACUCAUGUUGUUUCUGGUGCUUCUUCUUCGUCAUCAUCGUUGUUGUCGUCGUCAUCGAGUUUUGGGGUUAAAAGAAGGCAUGAUGAUCAAGAGCAUGGGCAUGGCAUAUUCAGUGAUGUGAAACCGGUUUCUUCUCCAUAUCCGUAUCUUCUGAAAGGGGGGCCAAGCUUUGUAACAUCAACUUCAACAACAAAAACAAAAACACGAGCAACAUCAACAAUCACAUACACUCAUCAUAAUUCCAUAAAACAUGAGGCCAUCAACGUAGCACCACAACCACCACAAGUUGGAGGAGAGCCAACUAGGAGGAAAUACAGAGGAGUUCGACAAAGGCCUUGGGGCAAGUGGGCAGCUGAGAUUAGGGACCCCUAUAAAGCUGCCCGUGUUUGGCUAGGCACCUUCGACACUGCUGAAGCCGCUGCCCGAGCCUAUGACGAUGCUGCUCUACGAUUCCGUGGCAGCAAAGCCAAGCUCAACUUCCCUGAGAAUGUCACUUUCCAAGAUAUUCCGGCGAAUAUCCCGCCGACCCAGUUAUCCUUCUCCGGUUCUCCGGCACCACUUUUGGCGGCUCCUAGGAAUUCUAACCAAUCAAUUCAGAAUCAACCGCUGGGGUAUAUGCAAAUGCAAGAGUUAGAGGAAUACAAAGAUUACAUUGAUUAUUCAAGGAUAAUUAGUGGUAAUUUCGAUUCUAAUGAGGGUGAAUUAAGUUAUUUGGAUGAAAUGAUGAUGUCAUCUUCUUUGUCUUCUCCACCACUUUUACCGCCGACUACUUCAAUGGGUGGAUCCUCUGUUUCUCUUCCUUCUUCAUCAAUGUCAACCCCACCAUUAACCUAUUUCACGGCUGAGAUUCCUCCACGUGGAAGUCAAAAGAAGAUGGAUGAGUCUAAGGAUGCAUCAUUUGGGUCAACGUAAGGAAAGAUGAUAUAGUUUUGUUUGGUUAAGUUUGGAGUAAUGCAGCUCAAUGUAGUAGUCUUGUUAUUGCCCUUUGGCUCUGUUUUCCCCUGUUUGGCUGUUUCUUUCCUUUUUGGGGGGCGUUUCGAAUUUAGACCUUCCUUUUUGGGUGGCCUUUUGAGUUUUGAGUAUUGACUUUGAUUAGCUUACUCCCGGUCAACUACAGACUAUAUUCAUGCACUCACUUUAUUAUUACUAGGUAAUGUUCAUGUAGGUGAUGUGUGCACGAUAAAUAGAGUUAAAAUCAUGUAAUUUGAUAUAAGUUUUUGGACGCCA
Spinacia oleracea (spinach) is the source of this 1554-nucleotide messenger RNA. RefSeq names its product ethylene-responsive transcription factor ERF110. The transcript is spliced from 2 exons. Bases 142 to 1239 code for a protein of 365 amino acids. The record is from RefSeq and is a predicted model, not a curated record. Gene Ontology annotation, molecular function: DNA-binding transcription factor activity; DNA binding. Lineage: Eukaryota; Viridiplantae; Streptophyta; Magnoliopsida; Caryophyllales; Amaranthaceae. Gene Ontology annotation, biological process: regulation of DNA-templated transcription; ethylene-activated signaling pathway.